AUGGAAGAGACUCAGUAUACUAUUUUAGUUCAGUUAGAAAAAGGGGAAGAGACCGUAUCAAGCACACAGGAACUAUCUCAAACUGUAAUUGAUCAGGACUGGAGAUUCACUGAUAUAUGGUCAAGCAGACAAUUUUCAAUGCAAGAUUAUAAAGGUAAACGUCGUAUUGAUGAGAGGGAUUUAGUGGUUUCGGAAUAUCUGGGACAUGGAAUAAUACGACUUUUCAAAGAUAAUGAUAAUUCCAACGAUAGUAAUAAUAAUACUGAACGUAUCGAUGAGGACGAUUUAAUUGUGGUUCCUGGAGAUGAUACAAUGGUUUGUAUGUUGUUUGUCCCCAUCUAUUUCACAGUCCAUGAAUUAUUACAUUUCUAUAUCGGCGAUGAAAUUGUAUAUAAUCAAAUUUCUAAUUUUAGAAUAUUGAAGAAUUCUAAAAAAAAUGAUCUUGGCUAUAACUUCAUGGUUUUAAUCAAGUUCAGAGACCCGCUGAUAGCAAAGAACUUUAAAGAAGAGUUCAAUGGCAAAAAAUUCAAUAAAUUGGAUUCAGAAACUUGUCAUGUCAUUCCAAUUAAAGAAGUCGUAUUUGAAAAAAAAUUAUUCUUACAACAAAAAAAUUCCGACUUUCCAUACCUGGUCAGUGACACCUUCACCACAAUUGCAGAUGACAGUAAAAAUCCAUCACAAGAUCAAGUAGAAUUGCCAACUUGUCCCGUAUGUUUAGAGAGAUUAGAUGAUGGUACCACUGGGUUAAUUACCAUUCCAUGCCAGCACACUUUUCAUUGUCAGUGUUUAGACAAAUGGAAGAACUCAAAAUGUCCAGUUUGUAGGUAUUCAAAUCUAAAAUUCAGCAGAGAAGCAUUGUUACGUCAAAAUGCAUCUUCUGCUCAUUGUAGUAUUUGUGAUGCCACUGAUAAUUUAUGGAUGUGUCUAAUUUGUGGGAAUGUAGGAUGUGGAAGGUACAAUUCUAAACAUGCAAUACAGCAUUAUGAGGAUACCUCUCACUGUUUUGCAAUGGAUAUACGCACCCAGCGCGUAUGGGAUUAUGCAGGUGAUAAUUAUGUACACCGUUUGGUUCAGAAUGAAGUUGACGGUAAGCUAAUAGAAAUAGGGACAGAUAUCCCUAAUUCUAAUAAUCCGCAAGAAUCUGGAAGUACUAGUAAGGAUAAUAAUAUGGCUACAACAUUUUUGCGAAAUAAGGAAUAUCAUUUAGAAUAUGUUCAAUUACUGAUAUCUCAACUAGAAUCCCAAAGGGAAUUCUACGAACUUAAGCUUCAGCAUUCCAGCGAGAGUUCCAACUUGGAUAAUGUAGUGGAAAAGCUGGAAAAUGAACUGGAUGCCUUAAAACUAAAAAUUAAAGAUUCAGAGAGUUCGUAUAAUCAAAAUACAAAAGCACUGCAAAAGCAGUUACAAGAAGAAAAACUAAUUAAUAAUGGGUUACAGGAGAAUUUAGAGGUAUCAGACGAAAGGUUGCGAAAUUUACAAGCAGAUAUCGAUGGUUUAAAUAAGGAAAAACAGGACCUGUCUGAGCAAGUUCAAGACUUAAUGUUCUUUUUAGAAUCAAGAGAAAAAUUUAAAGAUGCCGAUGAAAGUGUUAGGGAAGGGACGAUUGUAGUACCAGCUUCAUCUAAUGCUCCAACCAAGAAAGCAAAGAAUAGGAAGAAAAAGCCUGGAAAGAAAUAA
This is a messenger RNA of Vanderwaltozyma polyspora DSM 70294, 1677 nucleotides long. It is a transcript of the gene ETP1, whose product is annotated as Etp1p. Gene Ontology annotation, molecular function: zinc ion binding; ubiquitin protein ligase activity. Bases 1 to 1677 code for a protein of 558 amino acids. Lineage: Eukaryota; Fungi; Ascomycota; Saccharomycetes; Saccharomycetales; Saccharomycetaceae. The record is from RefSeq and is a predicted model, not a curated record. Gene Ontology annotation, biological process: protein ubiquitination; Ras protein signal transduction. The transcript has a single exon. Gene Ontology annotation, cellular component: cytoplasm.